AUGAAAAUAUGUGGUGGCUCCUCUCCCUUGUCCGCCUGUUUCCACCCUUUCGCCACCGAUACACCGUCGUCUCUUCCAUCGCCAUCGUAUUUCUCCGGCGACCUCCCAAAUCCCACCACCACUUGCCACUACCACACUAACACCGGCGUUUUCUUCCUCUCCUGGUCUCAGUCUUUCCUCCGUCGCUCUCUCCACCUCCAUUACUACUCCUGCCACUCCGUAAAUUGCUAUCUCCAUUCUCCGGAUUGCUACCGCCACUCUGUUCCAUUCACUUUCCGACUAGAGAUCAAACCCUUGACCUUCUGGAGAAAACAUGGAUCCAAGAAAAUAUCUCGAAAACCGGAUAUUCGGGUCGUCUGGGACCUAACACAAGCAAGAUUUGGAUCAGGACCCGACCCGGAAUCCGGAUUUUACGUGGCUGUCAUCGUCUCCGGCGAGGUAGGUCUUCUCGUCGGAGAUUCUCUGAAACAGAGGCCGACGAGGCAAAUCGUGGUGUCGAGGAGAGAUAAUCUGUUUGGAAACAGAGUGUACAAUACGAAAAUCAAGAUUAAAGGUAAACUCAGUGAGAUUAGUAUACACAUUCAGGUUAACGACGAUGUUAGUCUCCGGUUUAGCGUAGACAACAAGAGUAUUUUGAAGAUUACGCAGCUUCAAUGGAAAUUCAGAGGAAACGCUAAGGUCGUGAUCGAUGGUGUGACUAUACAGAUAUCGUGGGAUGUGUACAGAUGGCUGUUUGGUGACAAGGAUAAGGUGAAUCCGGAUAAAGUCCCUGCAGUGUUCUUACUCCGGUUUGAGAACCAAGAAGUGGAAGGAAACGAUGUGUUGAUGAUGAAGAAACGCGAGCGAGACGACAUCGUUUUGCGGAAGGAGAACUCUCGAACGCCGUGGUUUUGGGCGUAUUCAUAUGGUCAUUGGUCUUCUUCUGUGAUGGAGUGGUCCACUUGUAAGGAGGAAGAUGAAAGGAGUUUUGGACAUAAGAGUUGGUUCUCUUUGAUUGUCUACGCUUGGAGGAAGUAA
Thlaspi arvense is the source of this 1017-nucleotide messenger RNA. The record is from the annotation of a GenBank genome assembly. NCBI's taxonomy places the organism in Eukaryota, Viridiplantae, Streptophyta, Magnoliopsida, Brassicales, Brassicaceae.